UUAGCUGCACCAGAGAUAAACAGCAAUAUAAAAAGUAAGGGGCAGGAAUUCCAGUAGGACACAGAAGAAACGAAAAAGAUGGCCAGCAGAAAGGCAGUAACCCGAGGGAAAGCAGCUGCUAAACGUGCUCAGCGUGGCUCCUCUAAUGUCUUCUCCAUGUUUGAGCAAUCCCAGAUCCAGGAAUUCAAGGAGGCAUUCAGCUGUAUAGAUCAGAACCGAGAUGGAAUUAUUACCAAAUCUGACCUCAAAGAAACAUAUAUGCAAUUAGGCAAGGUGAACGUGAAUGAAGAUGAGCUGGAAGAGAUGCUAAAAGAAGGAAAAGGACCUAUUAAUUUCACUAUUUUCUUGUCACUGUUUGGAGAGAAGCUUAAUGGGACAGACCCUGAAGAUAUUAUCGUCAAUGCUUUUAAACUCUUGGACCCCAAUGGAACCGGCAAUGUCCAGAAAGAUGAGUUGAAGCAUUUGUUGAUGACGCAGGCAGACAGAUUCACUGCAGAAGAGGUGGAGCAGAUGUUGGCAGUGACUCCUAUCGAUGUGGCUGGAAAUAUUGACUAUAAGUCGCUAUGUUACAUCAUCACUCAUGGAGAUGAGAAAGAAGAAUCUUGAAGGCCUAGUAGAUGUGCCACAGGCAAUGAAGACAAUUUGACCCACACUCUGAUUGCAUAACAUGAAACAUUUCCAUUUUAAGAUUCAAAUUAUUUAAUGUACACUGUGUUUUAGCCAUAUGGCUAGCACAAACAUAGAACAGGCAUAGACUUGCAACUAUUUCUCUGUGCCAACAUCUGCCUCCAGUUUCAGGCUGGCUGCAGAUGUUGGCACAUGCAAAACGUACAAACGCUUAUGCCUUACCGGACAUGUUCUCAUAAUGCUCUUAUCACAGAUCAGACAGAACAAAGGUGUGAAUCAGGAACUCACUAAGUUUCCCAUUGCUAUGUGUUGCAUCAGACCUGGAAUUGGAUGACAAGUAAAUAUAUUAUGACAGUCAGGGUAUAUUUCCUAUAUGUAGUACAAACUACAAUAUUUAUUUUAUCUACUUUCACAAUGAGGUGAGAGGAAUGAUAUAUGGGCAGGAUAUAAACCUGAUUGAGAGUCACUGCUGAUCCCUUGCAAAAUGUUAAUGUACUCUGUAUAUUUCAUACUAAAUGAGCACGUUUAUAAAAUUACAUAGACAUUUCAGUAACCUUACCCAGAAAUGCUGGAACAGUGAGUACAUCCUACCUAGACAGGCUGCUUGCAAACAGAAGUCACCUUAACAUAAAAUACAUUUAGAAAAAAAGAUAUAUGAUGUACUUUACCUGAUACCAUUUUCUUUCCUCCAGAAUCCCUCAUACAUUUUAUUUCUCUUUUCCUUAAAUCUGUGCUCCUCCUGCUCCAUCUUUCUUGGUUCCCAUGAGACAUAAUCCCAUUGAGAUUUCCACAAUCACAAGGUUUAUUUACCUCAAAUAAGGCUUUGAACUGUAAUACUCUUUUCUUAUUUAUUGCUCAACAGAAUACUUACACAUGGGAACAUUUCUUCGUUCUGUUUUAUAUAAGCAUUUAUUUCAAUAAAACUGGAAAGCAAACAAAAUAACAAAUUUCAAU
Messenger RNA from Pelobates fuscus (common spadefoot toad), 1581 nucleotides. RefSeq names its product myosin light chain 7 (gene MYL7). The transcript has 7 exons. The coding region runs from base 79 to 606 and encodes 175 amino acids. Gene Ontology annotation, cellular component: cytoplasm; myofibril. Gene Ontology annotation, biological process: cardiac muscle tissue development; heart contraction. Gene Ontology annotation, molecular function: calcium ion binding. The record is from RefSeq and is a predicted model, not a curated record. NCBI's taxonomy places the organism in Eukaryota, Metazoa, Chordata, Amphibia, Anura, Pelobatidae.